GGCCCAAACUUGCUUGGCGGGGCCUUGCAACUCAAAAGGGCGCGACGACCGCGCGCGGGUUCGAGGAUCCCAACCGCCGCAAACGAAUACGUUGGGCGUUAGCUCCAUAUUUUUCCAAAGCAUACCGCCCAGGCCACGCCAGGCCAACCCCAGUUCACCGACAGGCCGCCGAACCCUUGCCAUUGAGCUCCCCGACGCCCCCGUGAGCCUUAACACUACAGAGUAUACGUCGCCGGCGUCCCCCUGUUCGUCGCCCAGCUUGAGAGCGCGCCUGACGAGGUCCUGGCUGAGGACGACAAGGCGUUGCUCAGGCUGGCGCUGGGGCCGAGGGGCUGGACCAGCGCCCAGGUGCUGCCAGCUCCGCGACCCCUGAUUCGACUUCGAGUUCGCCUCGCCCCGGUCCUGCGCCGCCGCCGCCUCCAGGACAGCGCGCUACGAGGCAUGGGGUUCUGGCGGCCUCCGCGCUUGGGGGCGCCUGCGGAGUCUGGGGGGGGCGCGUGCGCACCUCAGACGCUAUGCGCAUAGGGGUGUCCGUAUGGUUGUCGCGCUCUGCCGCGGCGACUCUGGCAAGGGCUGGCCAGCGAGCUGCCGCCGCGCUCGGGAUCCGGCAGCUGCGCGGGCAACGGCUCCAGGAGGAUGACGUGGAGUGGCGCGAGAACUUCCAGAGGGCACUAGCGGCUGCACUCCGCCCUGGGCUCGGCCAUGUCCGGGCUUUUGCGCGGGGGCGGCUGGGGCGCUGGACGAGUGAGGUCCUCCCGGUGAGGAGGGCUGCCACGUUCAUCGACUUCAUCGGCCACGUCUCCGGCUUGGCGCCGCCGCGGGUUGCCGCCGCUUGCCGGCGCACCGUCUUCAACGGUUGGUGCGCGGGCAGGCGUUUCCAGCAGCGGGGCUGCUGCGUCCUUGGCUGCCCGCUGGCCGCGGAUUCGCUGGAACGUCUUCCUCGGGCGGCACCUCGGGCUGCGCGGGCGCGACGGGGCCGCGGGCUUCGACGCCUUCUUCGGCUGGGGGCGCGGCCUGGCCUUGGAGUCCGGUGAGGGCGCUGACGCCGCGGGGCUUGCCGCGCUAGGGAUGAGUUGUGCCGGGAGCACGGCGCGGUCCGCAGUGGGGCCCUUCAGCGGCGGGAUGCUGUCGAGGGCCUGCCCGCCUCGCUGCGGGAGGGAGCUCGCGGGCAUCCCACGGCUCAGGCGUUUUUGCGUGCUGCCCGCGUCCGUAGGCGUUCUUGGUAGGAGUCUCUUCCCCUUCCCACUCCCUCCCUCUUUCCCAUGGGCCUGGUCAGCCCUUUGGUCGCACGAUUCGCUUUGCAUCGCACUCGCGAGCUUUAUUGUUUUCCUGCUCCCUCCUCGUCCUCCUCGUCGUCGGCCUUCUCCUCUUCCUCCUUUCCUGCUCUCGCUCACGCGUGCAACCGCCCGAAUUUCCGCCCCGAGUUGCGGCCGCCCUCGCCGGACAAAGGUCCUGCUGGCGGCCGUGAUUCGUUUCUCUAGGCAGUUGUCGGCAAGCACGCGCUUCGCUAUGAUACGAAGUCGGGCCAUCUUUGUAUCAUGUUGGUCUCCCGCUCCCCGUCGUCCCCUCUCCUCGCUUCCUCCCCCUCUUCCCCUGCUGCCAUUUUUGAACCUGACUGGGGUGGCUCUGGCACGCAGCCUAAUACCUGCCAUGCCGUUUUUCGCCACGGAGUGCACGGGAGUACGUGUGGUGCGUCGCGGUCCUCUCCC
Messenger RNA from Prorocentrum cordatum, 1709 nucleotides. NCBI's taxonomy places the organism in Eukaryota, Dinophyceae, Prorocentrales, Prorocentraceae. The record is from the annotation of a GenBank genome assembly.